UGUUAUUAAAUAAAUCAUGUUCAUUGUAAUAUGUUUCAUUCAUUCAGGUGAAAUGAGAGUCAAAACAACAUAUCACAAAAAUGGUUAUUGAAGACACACCAUACAUUGGGUUCCCAUUAGGUUUAGCUCUUCUUGUUUCUUUCUUAUUCUUCUUUUGUUGCUUCUUCUGUUGUUGUUUAUAUUGGGACAAACUCCAGUUUCUAUUUCCAUCUUCUAUGGUUAAUGUCAUCAACCCACAACCUCGUAUAGAAACACACUUUGCUUCCUCUCAUCACAAACCUGGAUUUCCUGUUUUGAUGAUGAAGCAGAAUCAUUGUCGAAGCUUUCCUGUGUUGAUGCCGGGAGAUAAGGUUCCAAAAUUCAUAGCUAUGGCAAGUGCAUGUAAGCCUCCAAAGGAUGAAAAGAUCAUAAUCCAUGUGCAGAAGGAGUAGUUAGAAAUUUAUAGAAGAAAAAAAAAACAUACAAGGUAGGCUAAACAAGAAAAAUAAAGGAUAUUUGUUUUUCAAAUGAUAUUAUGAAACUUUUUCAACCUUACUCAUGUUGGAUCUAGUUCCUCUAGUUUGAUUAAUGCUUUGUUUGGUUGCGGAGAAGAAAAUAGAGAAGAAAAAUUAGAUGAGAAAAAGUGGAAAAAAAAGUGACAAAAGAAAGAGAUAUGAAAAGUAAAAAGAAUAAAAUUGUUAUAAAUAAAAAUAAAAGAAUCAAAAGUUAGAGAGAUAAAUCGGAAUACUUUCUGUUAUGGUUUUUCAUUAGUGUGUAUCUACACUAUAAUAUGAAGCAUAUUUAUGUGAUAC
This is a messenger RNA of Vicia villosa (hairy vetch), 791 nucleotides long. RefSeq lists its product as uncharacterized. The record is from RefSeq and is a predicted model, not a curated record. NCBI's taxonomy places the organism in Eukaryota, Viridiplantae, Streptophyta, Magnoliopsida, Fabales, Fabaceae. Bases 81 to 431 code for a protein of 116 amino acids. The transcript is spliced from 2 exons.